AUGUCGAGCUUCGUACCUAAGCCUGCAUCUGACCUUGCCAAGCUUCAACCUCUUGACGGCCUAAACUAUCGUCGUUGGGCAGUCAAGAUGCUCAUACACAUCGAAUCUGCUGAACUGGAAUACGUUCUCACGUAUGUUCCUGAACCUGCUCAAGCGAAAGCUGCUGACUCCACUAAUCCUCAAACAGAGGACGGCUCCACUUCAACCCCUGCGUCUGUAACACCUGAACCUGUCACAACUGACAAGUCUCAAGACAUCCGGGCUAAGUUCGAGCGGGACAACAAAACGGUUCGCGGUCUUCUGCUGCAUCACAUGUCUGACAACCUGUUAGACAUCUAUGCUAAAUACAAAUCUGCAAAGGAGAUCUGGGACAUGCUCAAAAGGAAGUAUGGCGCUGAUGAUGCUGGUCGGAGGAAGUACACGGUUGGGAGGUGGCUCAACUAUCGUAUGGUGGAUACGAAACCGGUGAUCGAGCAAGUGCACGAAUAUGAGAAUCUGGUGUCCGACCUUGAAGCUGAACUCAUUCCGGUAAGUGAAGUGCUACAAACCUAUGCCUUACUUGAGAAGUUGCCAGAAUCCUGGGGAGAGUUUCAAAACAAAGUAAAACAUGAGUCCAAGGAUUACUCCUGGGAAGAGAUGGUCAAUCACAUCAACAUAGAAGACGCCUAUCGACAAAGGUCUGUUUCUAAUUCUGGUACGUUAAAAGCUAACAUGGUUGAAUCCAGUGAUGUUAAAGGUGAUAGGUCCAGAACUGGGAGUGGUGGACAAAAUAAAGGCUGGAAAAGAGGAGUCAAAGCCAACAAUAACAACAAGUUCAAAAACAACUAG
This is a messenger RNA of Ipomoea nil (Japanese morning glory), 828 nucleotides long. RefSeq lists its product as uncharacterized. The record is from RefSeq and is a predicted model, not a curated record. The coding region runs from base 1 to 828 and encodes 275 amino acids. The transcript has a single exon. NCBI's taxonomy places the organism in Eukaryota, Viridiplantae, Streptophyta, Magnoliopsida, Solanales, Convolvulaceae.